Messenger RNA from Pogona vitticeps (central bearded dragon), 4443 nucleotides. RefSeq names its product intercellular adhesion molecule 5 (gene ICAM5). NCBI's taxonomy places the organism in Eukaryota, Metazoa, Chordata, Lepidosauria, Squamata, Agamidae. Gene Ontology annotation, biological process: cell-cell adhesion. The record is from RefSeq and is a predicted model, not a curated record. Gene Ontology annotation, molecular function: integrin binding. Gene Ontology annotation, cellular component: plasma membrane.
AGCUCUUUGCCCGCCACCCGCAACCCUCGCUUCCUCCUCCGAACUCCCGCUGCGGCUGGGGGUGGGAUGCAGGAAUGGAUGGACCAGUCCGGCGAUGCUGCCACGGGGCCGGCUUUCUGUUCCUUCGGAGUUACUGGAGAGUGGUGGGCGGCAGGGAAGGUAGGGGGAGAGAAACAGCAAGCCGUCAACGAGGCUCUUCCUGGCCCUGGUGAAGAGUGCCGGUCUCCCGCUGCUGCCGCUGCCGCUGCGCUUUCUGAGUCGUCUCUGCUCCUUCCUCUUCCUUAGUUACCAACGUGAAACCAAUCGAGAGCCCCACAUCCCCUCCCUUCCACUCUCUCGCUAAUCUCUAUCCUCUCCCGCCCGCACCUUCCCUUCUCUCUCAAUCCACUUUGCUUCCUCGGCCAUGAAGCUCCCGAGGCAUCCCUUUUCUGGCUCCGGCGCCUUGCUCCUGCUGAGCCUGCUCGCCGGAGCCGAACAGCCCGCGUUUGAUGUGUCAAUUUGGCCAGAGAACCCCAUGGUGGAGCACGGAGGGUCCCUCGAGCUGAACUGCAGCACCAGCUGCCAGGAGGCAGAUGCCAAGGGAGGCUUGGAGACGUCGCUGAUCAAGGCGAGGAAAGACAAUGGGACCGGCUGGGCACGCUUCCAGCUUGUGAACAUCACGGAGUGGGCGUCUGCUGUGGAGUGCUCCUUCAGCUGUUACGGAGAACAUAAAUCUGUGCGUGCAAACAUCCUGGUGUAUCAAAUUCCAGAGCUGGUAGCUUGGGCUCCAGUGCCAAUGAUGGAGGCAGGCAAGGCGUACAACCUGGCAUGUCGGGUGGCCAACGUUGCCCCCAUCAGGAAUCUCACAGUGACCCUGCGUCAAGGGACAGAAGACCUCCAUGUGGAGACCUUUGAAAGCCAAAGCACUCCUGAAGCCACCGAUGUUGUGGUGAUGCAUACAAUAACAGCUGAGAAAGAAGACCAUGGGGAGGAACUCACUUGCCAUGCAGCUCUGGAUUUGUGGCCUGAAGGUCACCUCUUUGAAAAGGCAUCCCUUGGCAUGGUCCUCAAAGUCUAUGAUUUUCCAAUGGAUCCCCAGCUUCAUACUUUGCGUUACAUAGAAGCCAACAGCAGCACGACUGUGCAGUGUGAUGUCGUUGGGGUUUUCCCAGCCAAGGAGGCCCAAUUUGACCUGACCUUUGCAGAGGAGAAACUGAACUUCAGCAUCAGUGUGUUGGAUGACACCAUGAGAGCCCAGGUUCAUCUGUCCUCCUUUUCAACAGGAAACCACAUUUUGAACUGUACAGUGGUUCUGGGACCAGUCACCAGAUCUUCAGUGGAAACAGUGCAUGUUUACAGUUUUCCCGAGCCUUCUCUGGUGAUCUAUCCAUCACAGACCCUUGCAAAUAAUCCUGUGACCGUUAUAUGUGAUUCUUCAGCUACUCUGCCACUCAGCGUUUCUCUUCAAAUAAAAAACAAUUCUGGGAAGGUCUUGGCCUCCAGUGACCGACCCCCUCUAAAGCUCACUCUGACAGCUCUGGAGGAAUAUGAUGGGAGGGAAUUUGUAUGUCAAGUGGAAAUGGCAAUUGGGGAAGAUGUGAUCAUCAAGCAAUCGUCUGCCAAUCUGACUGUCUUCUAUGUGCCAGAAAUGGACGACUCUGUUUGCCCCAGCAACCAUACGUGGGUCGAGGGAACACGGCAAGCACUCUGGUGCGUCGCUAAGGGGAACCCCAAGCCAACCAUGACCUGCAGCAAAGAAGGUGUGCCUCAUCGUGAUCUGGAAAAGGAGGAGCAAGUGACCCGGAGCCUUGCUGGCAUCUAUAAUUGCACUGCCGUGAACAAGUUCGGGUCCAGUUCUAGAACAGUUGCCAUCUAUGUGGAAUAUGGACCUGAGCUGGAUGAAGCUGGCUGCCCAAGUAACCAAACAUGGCUGGAACAGACCCUUCAGAAGCUCAGUUGCCAAGCUGAAGGCUUCCCAAUCCCAGACGUCUCCUGUAUGAAAGAUGGCAAAGUGUGGGACACCAGGAGGAUGCAAAAUGUCACACAAAGCCAUGCUGGGGUCUACCUUUGCAAUGCCAGCAAUGCAAAUGGGUCCAGGAGCAAGAUGGUCACAGUCCAAGUGGAAUACAAACCUGACAUGGAUGAUUCCAGCUGCCCUUAUAACUGGACGUGGACAGUAGGAGCAGAGCAGAUGUUCGCUUGCUUUGCCUGGGGAAACCCAGCGCCAACUGUUGAGUGCACCAAAGACAACAUCUCUUAUAGCAGCCCUGGGAUUCUUCACACUGUCACCAGAAAAUAUGCCGGACCAUAUCUCUGCACAGCCACAAACAGGCACGGCUCCAGUACCAGGACUGUGAGCAUCCAAGUGGAGUAUAAACCAGAAAUGAAUGACUCUAGCUGUCCAAGUCUCUGGACCUUGGUGGAAGAGGCAUCAUCCACCUUUGCCUGUAAAGCUGAGGGGCUUCCACCUCCAGAUGUUGUAUGCACCAAGGAUGGCAGAUUGGACCACUUUAGCCAAAGACAAGAGAUUCCAGUUGAAAAUGGAACCUUCUGGUGUAAUGCUACCAACAGUCAUGGAACUGUGGCCAAGUUGGUCACGGUUGUAGUAGAAACCAAACCUAAAAUAGAUGAGUCCACCUGCCCAAGCAACCAGAUUUGGCUGGAAGGGACUUUGCAGUUGCUGACCUGCAAAGCAAAUGGAAUUCCCACCCCAGUGGUCUCAUGUGCCAAAGAGGGAACCACUGAGGAGUUUUAUGGGGGACAGAAUGUCAGCAGGAAUGACUCUGGCAUCUACGAGUGCAAAGCCACCAACAGCCAUGGGACCAAGAAAUGGAUGGUGAAUGUGCAAGUAGAAUACAGGCCUGUUAUUUCCAUUCUGGAGGUCAGUGCGUCUUUACCCAUCAGAAGGGGAGAAAACUUCUCCAUCACCUGUCAUGCAGAUGGGUCCCCAGCAGCCAGCUUCAGCUGGAGGGUGCCUCUGGCCUCCAACCUCAACUACCUUGGCAACAACAGCACAGUGGCCAUUGUGGGUGCAGAUGGACACAACAGUGGUGUAUAUGAGUGCACAGCCAGCAAUAAACAUGGGAAACAACAGAGUCAGGUGGAUAUCCAUGUGGAAGAUCACUGGCUAUAUAUUAUUGUCGUCAUAGCAAUCGCUGGUGCCACCAUGUUGGUUCUGGGAGGAAUGGCUGGGGUUAUUUACUAUCUCAAGUCCACAGCCUGUAAGAAGGGAGAAUACAAUGUGCGUGAUGCAGAAAACUCUACCGAAGCCACUUGUCUAAACCGUGAGAGGCCUUGCGACAUUGACAUCUAUGGGAUACAGCUCACCAGGACCUGAACACAUGUGGGCCAGCACACCCAGGGCUUGCCCCCCCCAGACAGAGAAGGAUGGGUGAACGAAAUUGCUCUGGACAACUGUCGCAAGGCUGUCAGUAUUUCUGCCUUCCUGAAGGAAGACAUCUGGAACUCACAGGCCUCCGUUUCACUGUGGAAUUUAUUAUAAUCCAAUUGAUAGACAGCAAAAUGUUUUCUAGAUGGAGGGCCAGUUUUGUUGCCCAAGCCUCUGGCUAUAAGCCAGACUUACACAGAGCUUGUGCAGAAGAAUCUAAAACCAGCCAUCCUAUCUAUGGCAUUUUUAUCGAGGCUCUUAGUUGCUUCCUCAGCUGACAAUGUGGGGUCAGCCUCUCUCUUGGAAAUGUUGCAUUUGAGCCACUUGCUGCUGUUCUAAUCAGGGAUAGGUUUCUACCUAUUAACACCGGUUAGAAUUUUGGCAGCUUCAGUCACCUUUCCUUUGGAACAUUCUUGUUGAUUGGUGCCUUGAUAAAAAAUGGAAAAUAUCAGUUUUGUGCCAGUAAUGCUCAUAUUUGGAGCAGGGUUUAAUGAUUCGUGGGACAAGAUGAAGAUUGUAAUUUCUUUUUUUUUUUAAGAAAAGAAAUAAUAUGGCAGUGAGGUACCUUAACAGGACAUUGAAUUAAUGCAGUUACGAGUGGAUAGUGACACAGAGGGUUACUAUCUGAAUUAGUCUACUUGGAUUAAGAAAGUAAUGGAAACAUGCUUAAACUGGUUUAAUGUAAUUUUGCUCCAUCUAAGUUUAAUUAUGAUGCUGAUUGAAUUGCACUAAACUAAAUCAAACCUGUCACCUUCUUAAGUAAGAUACAUUGGGGGAAUCAAGUCAAAUCAAAUUAAUUUAAAAAUCAACACCUUUCUUUAUUCUAAGCUGAUGGGUUUGCCUAUUAGAUUCAAGAGCAGAGUAGUGCUCUGAAUUCAACAUUGUAACAAUUUUUUUUUCCAAUACCUAAGCAUGAACAAGGGAAUGCCCAUACAUUUUGUCAGCUGUGGGCAAAGCAUGCAGCCCCAGUGGCACGCACCUUUGAGGACUUCACAGAGUCCAUCCAUACAUCCAGAUUAAAUGUCCUUUUUUUAAAAAAAAAAAUGGCAGUAACAUAUUCAUUUUUUUCCUUCUGG